This is a messenger RNA of Aspergillus steynii IBT 23096, 1050 nucleotides long. RefSeq lists its product as uncharacterized. NCBI's taxonomy places the organism in Eukaryota, Fungi, Ascomycota, Eurotiomycetes, Eurotiales, Aspergillaceae. The record is from RefSeq and is a predicted model, not a curated record. The transcript has 2 exons. The coding region runs from base 1 to 1050 and encodes 349 amino acids.
AUGUCUUUCGUCGACGCCAUCGGAGUCAUCUCCGGUAUCCUGACCAUCGUGUCUUUUGCCUCCGAUAACUUCGGCUCUGGCGAGACCUCCGGAUCGACGUUCAAGGUUGCCGUUGCUCUGGACGGUCCCAAUGGUCCCACCGAUGCUGGUGGUGAUCUCCCCGACGUUCGCGUCUGGAACGACGUCGGCAAGUUCGUCGGUAUGACCGCCGACCCCGGUACCGUCAGCAACGGCAACCUGGGCGAGAUGUCGGUCGACCACGAGAACCAGGGCGUGUACUCGCUCUUCUCGGCCAACAACGACGCCAUCUGCGUGGCGUGGGUGACGACCACCUGGAGCGACGACCGCGGCGGCAAUCAGUACGCCGUGUCGGGCGACUACGGCGAGGCCUGCGGCGGCACCUGGUUCGAGAGCCACAUGUACCCCAACGCCGACGAGGAGUACCAGCCCAAGUGCUUUUGGAUCGACGGCGACGGCGACCAGCCCAAGACCGGCUUCCAGGUGCGCUGGCCCGCCUUCUCCAAGGACGAGUUCAGCGAAGACGACACCGACCCCAGCCGCCUGUGCAACGACAUCGACUUCGGCCUGCGCGACGAGGAGGACCCCAACUCCAUCAACUACUACACCGGCAGCAAGAAGAAGCGCAGCGACAACAAGCUGCGCGUGCGUCAGCCUCGCCGCCGUCCGCAGUGGGCUGACUCCGAGAUUGUCAUCAGCGACGCCAAGCAGCACUCGGCCAAGCGUCUGUGCCAGUCUGACACCUCGAUGGGCCCCGACUUUGCGCACACCGGCGAGGGACUCUUCUGCGACAUGGAGGCCAAGAUGCUGUAUGCCUUCUGCACGGGCAACGACAACGAGGCCUGCUUCGACCUCGACUCGCAGACCGUGGCGACCAAGAGCAACAGCACCAUCGGCGGCAACCUGCGACUGGCGACGACUGGCGGCAUGAAGGCCGGCCUCAACACUCCUUCUCUCGGGGGCGAUGCCGUCGGAGCGAAGAGCAAGUACUCCAGCACUCGCGACUGGCGCAGCCCCGCCAAGAAGGUCUAG